Messenger RNA from Aethina tumida (small hive beetle), 2180 nucleotides. It is a transcript of the gene Sp8, whose product is annotated as transcription factor Sp9. Gene Ontology annotation, biological process: regulation of transcription by RNA polymerase II. Lineage: Eukaryota; Metazoa; Arthropoda; Insecta; Coleoptera; Nitidulidae. Gene Ontology annotation, molecular function: RNA polymerase II cis-regulatory region sequence-specific DNA binding; DNA-binding transcription factor activity, RNA polymerase II-specific. Bases 159 to 1562 code for a protein of 467 amino acids. The transcript has 2 exons. The record is from RefSeq and is a predicted model, not a curated record.
CACAGUUACGUUUGUUGGACGAAGCGCACUAUUUUUUCGGUGUAAUACGAACGGUUUUUUUUAAUAUUUCGUUGUUUUACGGCAUAUUGAGGAUCGCGCGGUGCAACGUUUUUGGAUUUUUUUGACGUUUGGGUGACUAUUUUUUUGGUAGUGGCAACAUGUUGACGGACAUGACGCCCACCGCCGGACAGCUGUACGGCGCCCAGAUCCCUGCCAUGACCAUGAAUGUCAAAACGGCUGAACAUCCUAGUCUGAGGGGCACCCCGUUAGCGAUGCUGGCAGCGCAGUGCAACAAGCUGUCGAGCAAAUCACCACCGCCCUUGGCCGACGCGGCAGUCGGCAAGGGUUUCCACCCGUGGAAGAAGAGUCCGCAAGGCGCGCCGUCCCCCGGCAGCACCGGAGUGUCGGCCGCCAGUUCCGUGCCCUCGCAGAGGUCCUCGGCGUCCAACACCACGUACUCCAGAUCGGUGAUGACUUCAUGCUCCAGCGUCCCCACCACGGCUUCCUACGGCAGCGAUCUGUAUUUUCCUGGGGCGACGACGCAGCCUGCAGUCGCGGACAACUCGCACGUGCACCAUCAUCAGAGCUCCUUGUUGGGGAAAGUGGAAGGCGCCGCCACGGCUCAUCAUGCCGCUUUAGGAUCGGUUUAUUCGAGGCAUCCGUACGAGACUUGGCCCUUCAACACGAUGUCCGGCGCCACUCAUCACGGGGGCAUUAAGAGCGACUCCGUGACUUCUGCUAACGCGUGGUGGGACGUGCAUUCCACCGCUGGAAGUUGGUUGGAUAUGAAUGCGGGAAUGCACGCUCAAAUGGCGGCGAAUUACACUUCGGACUACUCGACUUUAACUCAUUCCCUGGCGGCCUCCAAUCAUCUUUUGUCCUCCGGUCAACAUUUGCUCCAAGAUACGUACAAGUCGAUGUUGCCUGGCGCUCAAACUGUUGGGGCGUCCUUUGGUUUACACGCUCCGGGUUCCACACCGUCUCCUACCUCCGGAUCUGGAGGAUUACCACCUCAAGUACCAUCACCAAGAUCCCAGAGACGUUACACCGGCAGGGCGACUUGUGACUGUCCUAAUUGUCAGGAAGCCGAACGACUUGGACCGGCAGGCGUGCAUUUGAGGAAGAAGAACAUACACAGCUGUCACAUACCAGGUUGCGGCAAAGUCUACGGCAAAACCUCCCAUUUGAAAGCUCAUCUGAGGUGGCAUACGGGCGAAAGACCUUUCGUCUGCAACUGGCUCUUCUGCGGCAAACGAUUCACCAGGUCCGAUGAGCUGCAGAGACAUCUCAGAACACACACGGGGGAAAAACGGUUUGCCUGCCCGGUUUGCAACAAACGAUUCAUGCGUUCCGACCACCUGGCCAAACAUGUCAAGACCCACAACGGUAACGGCAAAAAGGGCAGUUCAGAUUCCUGCAGUGAUUCGGAAGAGAACAGCCAGAGUGACAUGACGAACAACGUCAACUCCCCCAAUUCGAUAAACCAGACGCCGCCGCCCUCCCAGCCCAUGGGUCUGGACAUGGUAACGGGGCUGGACGUGAAGCCUCCAGGGCUGGUUUGAGGCAGGUGGGGCCCCUCGCUCCUUUAUCCCAGCUACCAUCGCUAGCGUGUGGCCCCCCUGACUAGUGAUACACAGGACUUGUACAUAACGGUUGUAAAUAUUGUGAAUGGACAGAGCUUUAGUUAUUUUUAAAUUAAAUUUUUUGCUUCUGUUGGAGUGUGGCCUUUCGGGUUGUCCAUUAGCGAAUCUAGUCCUAAUGUUAAUUUUAACAAAUGUUCGGAGCAAUUGGCUAAAUUACUUCAGAAAUAAAUUCAUUACGAUUAUUCUCCGGUACACUCCAACGAUAAAAAACUACCCCCUCCUUUUGUUUUUGUAUAUAUUAUAAAUAUUUAAAUAUUUUACAUGUGUAAGUGUCAACAAGAAAAAUUAUAAAAAAGUUAUGCAGGUGAUCGAGAAACGUGUUAUAACUGUUAUCACAUAUCAUUUUACGUUGAAGGCUUUUUGUAACUCGUCACAUAUGUUGAAACUGUAUUUUUGCCCAAUUGUACAACGCAACGGAUUUUUGAUCAUGUUUCUCUCCUCGCCAAAGACCUUUGUAAAUUGUAAACUAUCUGUAAAUUAUUAUAAGAGCUUUUGUGAACACGUUAAUAGUAAAUAUAAUUUUCAAUCUGGAUUAAA